Molecule: messenger RNA, 1355 nt
Organism: Drosophila ficusphila
Lineage: Eukaryota; Metazoa; Arthropoda; Insecta; Diptera; Drosophilidae
Gene: kraken
Product: probable serine hydrolase
Exons: 3
Coding region: 25-1149 (374 amino acids)
Source: RefSeq, a predicted model, not a curated record
CAUACAUAUGUAUGUGCUUGCUUGAUGAAUUUAAGCAGUAAUCAGGUGAAACUUUCGUGGACGUCAGUCGCUCUCCGAGACUCGCCAAUUCCAGACGACAGGUCCGAAUCUUCGCUAGGUGCCGUAGAGCCAUUUCCGCACUGUAAUUCAGACAUGGGCCAGACUCGCGUGGCAACAACACCAACUCAAUCUUCGCACUCAAUGAUUUCGGCGGAGAAAAGUGACCAGCCGGAAGUGGAGGAGCCACAGCUGCUGGGCGAGGACAGCUGGGAGGAGUUCUCCAUCGAUGUGCCCUGGGGAACCGUCGAGGGAAAGUGGUGGGGUUCCAAGGAGAGGCAGCCGAUCAUCGCGCUUCAUGGCUGGCAGGACAAUUGCGGCAGCUUCGACAGGCUGUGUCCGCUACUUCCGGCGGACACCUCCAUCCUGGCCAUCGACCUGCCCGGGCAUGGAAAAUCCUCGCACUACCCGCAGGGCAUGCAGUACUUCAUCUUCUGGGACGGGAUAUGCCUUAUCCGCAGGAUAGUGCGCAAGUACAACUGGAAGAACGUCAGCCUGCUGGGUCACUCCCUCGGCGGAGCUCUGACCUUCAUGUACGCAGCGAGUUUUCCCACGGAAGUGGACAAGCUCAUCAACAUAGACAUCGCGGGUCCCACGGUUCGGGGAACGAAGCGAAUGGCGGAGGGCACGGGCAAGGCGCUGGACAAGUUCCUGGACUACGAAACGCUCCCGGAGAGCAAGCAACCCUGCUACUCCUACGAGGAGAUGAUCAAGCUGGUGCUGGACGCCUACGACGGCUCCGUGGACGAGCCCUCCGUCCGCGUUCUGAUGAAGCGGGGAAUGCGGCACAACCCGAGCAAAGAUGGCUAUCUGUUCGCCAGAGACCUCCGGCUGAAGGUUAGUCUGCUGGGCAUGUUCACCGCGGAGCAGACGCUGGCCUACGCUCGCCAAAUCCGCUGCCAGGUGCUCAACAUUCGGGGAACCCCCGGCAUGAAGUUCGAGAACUCGCAGGUCUACACUGACGUGAUUGCCGCUCUGAGGGAAAAUGCCUCCAAAGUGGUCUACCUGGAGGUCCCGGGCACCCAUCAUCUGCACCUGGUCAAUCCAGAGCGAGUGGCGCCCCACAUCAAGCAGUUUCUGAAGGACCCGUGAGAAAUCGUACACUUGACCAGACCAUUACUUAAGUAGGAGGCUAGUUAGAGAAUAUUGAUAGAGAAUAUAGUUUGUAUAUAUCAUCGAAAUGUGAUGUAUCAGUGAACAAAGGUAUGUGCCCCCUUUGGGAGGAUCUAAAUGUUAUGGUAAUUAAUAAACACAAGUUUAUGACAAACAAAAACUGGCUCUUAGUCAGAACCCAAGUU